Dentiscutata erythropus is the source of this 209-nucleotide messenger RNA. The record is from the annotation of a GenBank genome assembly. NCBI's taxonomy places the organism in Eukaryota, Fungi, Glomeromycota, Glomeromycetes, Diversisporales, Gigasporaceae.
AAAUUACCUACAAAAAUGAGUUAAAACUGGCAAUUACCGAUAAAAUUGGAAGAAGAUUAGAUGAUAUAAAGAAAACACAUUUAUUCUCAGAAACCGCUACUAAUCAAUUUUUGAAGAUGGUAGUAAACGUUGAACAAGAAAGAAUGAGACAGAAAAUCAGACCUUUGGAUAGUGAUAAGAUAGCAUUUUUAAUUUCUGAACUAUUUAGG